Molecule: messenger RNA, 270 nt
Organism: Paramecium tetraurelia
Lineage: Eukaryota; Ciliophora; Oligohymenophorea; Peniculida; Parameciidae
Exons: 1
Source: RefSeq, a predicted model, not a curated record
AUGUCUAACUCGACUCAUUCUUAGUGGAAGUUGCCAUUAAUGCACUUUAUUGCUCAACUUGUGUUGCUUUGGGUAAAGCGCAUCUUUUACUUUUCCUAAUUCAGCAUAUACUAGUAGAUCAGUAAGAGCGCUUGGAAGAAUAAGUUUAAAUUCUUCAAAUAGCGUAUGAACGUCCUUAAGCAAUCGCAUAUGCUAUAUCAGCAAACAUAAUGGACCCUCAUUUCAUUUCACAUCAGUUAAUGUAUAUUCUACUUUUAACUGAUGAUUUGA